Molecule: messenger RNA, 2038 nt
Organism: Amblyraja radiata (thorny skate)
Lineage: Eukaryota; Metazoa; Chordata; Chondrichthyes; Rajiformes; Rajidae
Gene: sstr1a
Product: somatostatin receptor 1a
Exons: 1
Coding region: 791-1933 (380 amino acids)
Biological process (GO): cellular response to estradiol stimulus; neuropeptide signaling pathway
Cellular component (GO): plasma membrane; neuron projection
Molecular function (GO): somatostatin receptor activity; neuropeptide binding
Source: RefSeq, a predicted model, not a curated record
CUCUUUCAUUCAUUGUUCUUUAUCUCUCCACAUCACCGUCUAUAUCUCUCCUUUCCCUUAUCCCUAACCAGUCUGAAGAAGGGUCUCGACCCGAAACUGUUUUUAUUAAUGGCCAUCUUAGGCUCUGGACAAAUCCUGUUGGCCGGAAAUAGAUUGCAGCAUUUCCAAAGUGCAGUAGAUUAUUCUGAUCGUGCAGUCAUCUAGUUUAAUUUUGCGCACUUACAUUUCCCUCAGAACUGCCUUUGUGGAAUGUAAGCAUCGCAGAGACAGUCGGCUGCGUGUACGAUGUGGUUUAGUUGCCAUGUAAUCUGUGACAGACUACACACGUGAGCUGUGCACCAAUACCUGAGGAAACCGGAGAGAUGAGUCCUGUGACUGACUGUUUGCAUAAAGCUACACACACUGUCGCUCGCUCGCUCGCACCAAGUCUGCUGCACAAUAGUACCUCGGCCGCCGGAUCCUCGCAGAUCUCCGCUCUCCGAACCUGCGUUUGGCAGGAUGUCAUGUCUGCCCUUGCCCGAGGGCGCAUCGACCCGGAACGUCACCCACUCCUUCUCUCCAGAGAUGCUGCCUGUCCCACUGAGUUACUCCAACAUGUUGUGUCUAUCUUCUGCGCUGUGAGGAUCUGCGGGUCGCCGCCGCUGACGUCCGGUUGUUGUUAAUCCAUCCUCUCUGGCAGACACAUACAGGGGCGAGGGGGUCGGGGCGCUGCACCGGGACGCUUGGCUCCGGACUUUCCCCAGACAUUCGCGCAGGAGCCGGAACCAAUACAAGCAGCGAGCUCCGGGAGAUGCUGGUGGGAUUGAAAAGGAAAACCUUUACGUUAGUCUUCGAGAACAUGUUGCCCAAUGCCUCUGGCAACCCGGGCGAUGCCAUGAACUGCGCUAACUCAACACUCAACGGGACUGCAAGCGGCGCCUUCAGCCACACGAUCUUUAUCUCGUUCAUUUACUCGGUCGUGUGCUUCGUCGGGCUGUGCGGGAACUCCCUGGUCAUCUACGUGAUCCUGAGGUACGCCAAAAUGAAGACAGCAACCAACAUCUACAUCUUAAACCUGGCUAUUGCCGACGAACUGUUCAUGCUGAGCGUGCCCUUCCUGGUGACGGCCACACUGCUGGAUCACUGGCCCUUCGGCUCGUUGCUCUGCCGGCUGGUGCUCAGUGUGGACGCCGUCAACAUGUUCACCAGCAUCUACUGCCUCACUGUCCUCAGCGCGGACAGGUACAUCGCGGUGGUGCACCCCAUCAAAGCGGCCAGCUACAGGAGACCCACCAUAGCCAAAGCUGUCAACCUGGCGGUGUGGCUGCUGUCCACGCUGGUGAUCUUGCCCUUCAUCAUAUUUGCGGACACGGCCCCCAACCCCGACGGCUCCGUGGUCUGCAACAUGCAGAUGCCAAAACCCGACAGGCAGUGGCUGGAAGUGUUCGUGGUCUAUACGUUCCUCAUGGGCUUUCUCAUUCCCGUCGUGGCUAUCUGUCUGUGCUACAUCCUCAUCAUUGUCAAAAUGAGGGCGGUGGCUCUCAAAGCCGGCUGGCAACAGCGGAAGAAGUCGGAGAGGAAGAUCACCUUAAUGGUGAUGAUGGUGGUCACCGUGUUUGUGAUGUGCUGGAUGCCAUUUUACAUCGUACAGUUGGUGAAGAUAUUUCUGGGGCGACAAAAUCUGACCGUCAGCCAGCUGGUGGUGGUCUUAGGUUACGCCAACAGCUGUGCCAACCCUAUUCUCUACGGCUUUCUGUCGGACAACUUCAAGCGAUCGUUCCAGAGAAUCCUGUGCCUGCGAUGGAUGGACAAUGUUGCAGAGGAGCCCAUGGAUUACUAUGCCACGGCCCUCAAAAGCAGACCAUACAGCGCGGAGGAAUUCCAACAGGACCCGAUGGAGUCAGAGAGUGUGUACCGCAAUGGUACCUGUACCUCAAGAACCACCACCCUCUGAGUACUCGCGGGUCAGCUACGCCAAUUCAACAAAGAUGCUGCCCUCCGCCUUGGUGGUCGGAGUAAUGGGACAGAUUUCUGACGUCUAUUAUGAUUUCUGGUCGCU